Fonsecaea erecta is the source of this 6066-nucleotide messenger RNA. RefSeq lists its product as hypothetical. The record is from RefSeq and is a predicted model, not a curated record. Lineage: Eukaryota; Fungi; Ascomycota; Eurotiomycetes; Chaetothyriales; Herpotrichiellaceae. Gene Ontology annotation, molecular function: NADP binding; protein binding; flavin adenine dinucleotide binding. The transcript is spliced from 6 exons. Bases 1 to 6066 code for a protein of 2021 amino acids.
AUGGGAGGUGAUAUGCCAUGGCCGCAGGUGCCUGUGGGCAACAAAGACCAUACUGAGGCCGCCGUGGUCAUCAUCGGCGCUGGCAUUUCUGGCAUGUGCACCGCCAUCGACCUGAUCAAAAGGAACAAUUGCCGAAACUUCGUCAUCCUCGAGAAAAGCGGUGGGCUCGGGGGCACGUGGCGAGACAACAAGUACCCUGGGUGCUGUUGCGAUGUCUGGUCGCAUCUGUACAGCUACUCUUUCGAACAGAACCCAGACUGGACCCGGGAAUACCCUGGUCAAGAGGAAAUCUUGCAGUAUCUCAUGGGUGUCGCACAAAAGUACGAGUUAUACCGCUAUGUCCGCUUCAACACCGCCGUCGACUCAGCCAAGUGGGACGAUGUAGAGAAAAAGUGGAAGACGACCGUAUCUGUGCAGGGAGCCAAAGACGCCGAGUUUGGGAGCACGUAUACCAUCACCUCUGAUUUUCUCGUCUCUGCCGUGGGACAAUUGAAUGUGCCGAGAAUGCCAGAUAUCCCAGGCGUCGACGAGUUUCAGGGUAAAAUCAUGCACAGCGCCCGUUGGGACUGGAGCUACGAUCUACGAGGCAAGAAAGUGGCCAUCAUCGGGAACGGUGCCACUGCCGCACAGAUCAUCCCGGAGAUUGCCAAAGAAGUCGGCCAUCUGACCAUCCAUCAGCGGACCCCCAACUGGGUCAUUCCCCGUCUUGACACGCCCAUUCCACCGUGGAAGAGGAGUGUCUACAAGUAUCUUCCCUUUGUCCGGUGGCGGAAGCGGGCAGACAUGAUGGAUUUCCGGGAAGGAUUCCACGCAGCCGUCUUUGACAACGCAUCGACGACCGCACAGUUCCUCGAGGCGCAAAGCAAAGAACACAUGCAUGCCCAACUACCAAACCGACCCGACUUGUGGGAGAAGCUCCAGCCCAACUAUUCGAUUGGUUGCAAGCGAGUCAUCAUCAGCGACGACUACUUCCCAGUAUUCCUCCGGGACAAUGUGCGAUUGGAGACAGGCAAAAUCGACAAGAUCACCACCAACGGCAUCGUCACCGAUGGGCACGAGGAGGAUUACGAUCUCAUCGUGCUCGCCACAGGCUUCCGCACCGUUGAGUUCAUGCAUCCUAUUAACAUCACGGGCACCUCUGGCCGCACGCUGAGCGACAUCUGGAAGGAGGGUGGUCAAGCUCUGUACGGUGUCACCGUCGAGAGUCUUCCCAACUUCGGCAUGCUGUACGGGCCCAACACGAACCUGGGACACAACAGCAUCAUCCUCAUGAUUGAGACGCAGAGCAAAUACAUCAAUGCCAUGAUCAAGGAAGUCAUUGAUGCCCGGAAGAAUGGUGGCAGCCUCGUGAUCCAGCCCAACCCGGCCAAGGUUAAGGAGUACAACGAUGAGAUCCAAGCGGAACUGGAGAAGAGCAGCUUCGCAGAUCCUAACUGCAACAGCUGGUACAAGGUCAAGGAAAGUGGUAGGAUUACCAACAACUGGAGUCGCACCGUGGUCGACUAUCAAAAGCUUCUGAGCAAUGUCAAUUGGUCGGAUUAUGAUCUCUCUGGAAGCUUUGCAGACAAAGUGGCCAAGAAAAAGCCCACGCACAUUGGGCGAGUUGUGGAGGAGUCGCAGAUCAGCUACCAGACCAUGGGCCUGACGGCGCUGAGCUUAGCAGCGGUUGGCGCUCGAGAAUACGCGAGCGUAGCAUCGUCCACUGCGAACCACGGCGGUGUGUACAUACCUCCUCACCUCAACUCCGGCAAUCCUGCCGCGCCUCGAAACCUCUCUCUUGGCGACACCCGGUACUCCAAGGACCAACUUCUGAACAUAUUCCAAAAUCUCAAAGACUCCUCGGCUCUAGAUCGGAGCCUGGAAGAUAUCUUCUUGGGCACGUGGAAUCCUUUGGACAGUCACAACGGGGAGAGCGGUCACGGCGCCGGCGGUGACGGAAAAGACCAGACCCCUGGGCCAGAGGUGUGUUGGAGCUACAACAUAAACCCCGAGCCAUUGGGCUUGAGAAGCCUGACCGAGGAGGAGAAACUUCUUUUUUCCGGAUCGGUCAAUUCGCCAAUCAAACCGCAGCAAAAUACCUCCAAAGAAAGCACCGGGGUGGGAGUGAUUGGCGGCCGCAAGGCGUCUCUAUCAAAUUACAGCAGUACGUCCGGAGCCUCGCGACCAGGAACGCGUCGCCGGGAAACGAGUGAAUCCUUCAUGAGUAACGGCCCGAUGUCACCAGUCGAACCGAAGACAUUUUUCCGAACCGAAUCGAACACUGCAACCCCUCCACCUGCUCUGCUGCGACGCCGAACGGACUACAAAGAGGAAGAGGCCACACCAAUUCCCAAGGAAGACCCUGAGCCGGACGAAAGCCCAGAGUCUCAACCUCCAUUUCCCGGACUGCGCCGUGCUGGCACUGGUCCUCUCAGUGCCGGUUUAAAUCCUCCGCCCGCAUCGCCCUGGUCAGCCGGACCACAAGGGUCUGGCUUUGGACCUAUGGGUACCUUUGGUAGCUUUGCGAUUGGGGCCGCGAGCAUCCCCCCCGACUCUAGCGACAAGCGACCGGGAUUCGGUAGCGCGCGCAGUGCGAGCCGCUUCAAGGAUCUUCUGUCCAAGUCGAGUUCGGAGGAUGUCUCACAACCUGGAAAAGACAAGGGCCUGUUCGGAGCGCUUGAGAAGCUGCCCGAAGAGGAUGCCGAUGCCAGCCACGCGAGGUUGCGCGACGAGCUCAAAACGCGCCCUGGCCGGAGUGAGACCAACCCAUAUGAGGACGCACCAGUGCGGGCAGGCAGCGCAGCGCUGGGUGGCGCGCAGGAGGCCAUACCUCCCAGCGCCGGCAUCGAACAAAUGGGCAUGUCCGCGUUCGGUCCUCAUGCAGCGAUUGGCACCCGGGACUUCGGCCACGAUGAAGGAUACCAGCAGACACCCCACGGACGAUACAACCUCCACGAACCCAUGAGCCCCACGAACACCAACCCAUACCAAAGUCCCCAUGGCCGCAUCGACGACGAUGAGCGCGACACGAACGACUCGGCGUCCCAAGCGUCGGGUCUCCCCCCCUUUGGCGGAGCUACACGUCGAAACAUGUAUCCUGGCUCUGACGAUCGCAGUCAUUCCGCAAGCGGUCUCCGCAGUGCCAGUGGUUUUGGUGGCCUGUCAGGCUUCGGUGGCCUCGGCGGCAAUCCUACUUGGUCUGGCGCCGGUAUUGGAACGGGCAAACCUGCCAUGGAUCGAGGAAUUGCGGCCGCGUUUGGCGAUCCCAUAUUCAGCCCUCUGUCCGAAUUGCAGUCACCGGGUGGCUUGGGAGGCGGGUUCGGGGGAUUUGGUUCUGGAGGACGGGCUGCUCGGCUCGGAGCCAUGUUGCCUGCGGCCAUGCAAGAACAAAUUCGCGGGGAUAGUAGGAACGAGAAUGUGUCUUUCGACUCUCGUCCCGACAGUGCACAGCAACAUCCCAUGCGCGACCCUUUCGAUGGCGUCAACCGUCGACCAGAUGAGUUUGGUCAUCCAUCUAGUCUCUUCGAAGAGUCUCCUUCCAUGAGGAGUGUUGAAGAGCCUCUGGGUGCCAACCCACCUGGUCAAUUUGGACCUCCGAGCUCCGGACCCCCCACAACGUCCGUGUCCAUCUCUGGCUCAGCUUCGCAGACGGCGGCUCCCCGAACGGGCGGAUCGGAUAACUACCAGUCCGGCCACGGCCUCAGCCAAUCGAGCGGCAGCAACUCUUCGAGUCAGUUGCCCGCUACGCAACAGCGACAAAUGGUGAUGCCCGACCGCAUGCGCUGGAUCUACCGUGACCCUCAAGGAAAUACUCAGGGACCAUGGUCCGGGCUGGAAAUGCACGACUGGUUCAAGGCCGGCUUCUUUACCGCCGAACUUCAGGUGAAGAAGCUCGAAGACGCCGAAUUUGAGCCCCUUGCCCAGCUGGUGAGGCGUAUAGGAAACUCUCGCGAGCCUUUCUUGGUGCCUCAGAUUGGUGUUCCGCACGGUCCUCCCACGGCUGGUCCUGGCAAUAACUGGGCCAACCCUGCCAUGGGGGGAGCCACCAGCGGUGCUGCUCAGCCACCCUUUGCGAACAGCUUCCCGAGCUUUGGCACGACCUUGACCGCCGAACAACAGAACGCUCUCGAGAGACGCAAGCAGGAAGAGCAAUACCUGAUGGCACGACAAAAGGAACACCUGGCGCAACAACAGAUGGCCAUGAAGAUGCAGAUGCAAAACGGCAUGCACUCUCUCCACCAUCAUUCGAGUGCCCACUCGCUGCAAAGUCAACCGAGCUUUGGGAGUAUCACUUCGCCCACGGGUUAUCAGCCCUCGCCCAUCCAGCCGUUGAUGCCACCGCCGCAGCAAACUCUGCCGUUCACCCAUCACGCCGGACCCUCGGCGGGACCGACUUUUGGCCGCGAAGACGACAUUCAUAACAUGAUGGACCGUUUGAGCUUCAAUCAACGUGCCAAUCUGCCGUUUGCCGGCGCCCCUUUAGGCCCUCCGCCACCGGACGUGGCACCUUCUUCCCAGCAAGUCAACACCAUGCUUCAAGAUAGGGCUCGGCUGCAGCAGCAACAACAACAACAACAACAGCAAGGCGACAUGCGCGGCCAUCAGGACACUUUUUUAGGCCCACAGGGCCGCAACGAGCGGCUGGACGAGUUCCACAGACUCCGUGGACAAGUAGACAUACCAGCUGGUCGUCUCGGCCCUGAAGAGCCUCGACCCCAACCCAUCGGUGCACCUCGCCAAGUCAGCGAGCAACCUGCCACGUCGGCGCCACCCAAGGUUCCGGGCCCCAUCGGACAUGCUGCCGUUACGGCAAAACCAGAGCCAGAGCCACUUUCGUUGGCGCAACAAGUGCAGAUUGCGGCGGCCAGCCAACAAGCCGCUGCGGAAGAAAGUGCGUGGGCCAAGAAAGACGCUCCGAUCGACCCUCCGCCUGUCUCGAUUUCGCCUUUGCCCGCCCCCGCCGCCCAGCGUAAUAGGCAACACGUCGCCGACGCACUGGCUGCGGAGUCCCGAUCGGCCACUCAAACACCCAUCGAGACGCCCGUUGUCUCCGUGGCCCCGUGGGCGGAGCGCAUCGCCGAACAUGCCAAAGGACCAUCCCUGAAGGAAAUUCAAGAAGCUGAAGCCAAACGUGCCGCAGAACAAGAGGAAAUCGCUGCUGCCGCUCGACGGGCACAAGCAGAGCAAGAAAGACUGGCCCAAGUCCAGGCUCCCGCUCCCGCCCCGGGCCUACCGUCAACAUCGACUUGGGGCAGCUCUGCGUCGCCUGUGACUCCUGGCGCUCAAACCACCUCUGUCUGGGCGAAGCAACCCCCUGCCAAAACAGGCGGCGGAGCGAAUGCGCCAAAGAAGACGCUGGCCCAGAUCCAGAAAGAGGAAGAGUCUCGCAAACAGCGUGCGGUGGCGGCGGCGGCAGCCGCUGCUGCAAGUGCGCCAACUCCUGGCACCCCCACCAAUUCGGCCGGCAAGAGAUACGCUGAACUCGCGGGCAAAGCUGCUCCAGCGAAUCCGGGCACAACGGGCGGUGCCUGGACAACGGUAGGCUCUGGUGGUAAGGCCAAAGCGCCGCCUGCUGUCGUCGCCACGCCUCAGCCGGUUUCCCGAACGGUGUCGGCCAGCAGCGCCCCCAAGACACGACCAACCCUGCAAACCCCGCGGAGCAGCACCCUCACCAACCAGAGCAAAGCGAACGAAGAAUUUACCAAGUGGAUCAAAGGGUCGCUCGGGAAGGGGCUGAACAGCAGCAUCAAUUUGGACAAUUUCGUGCAAGAUCUGCUGCAGCUCCCACCCGACGUCGAAAUCAUAUCAGAUAGUGUCUAUGCAAGUUCGCAGACCCUGGACGGUCGUCGCUUUGCCGAGGAGUUUGUUCGGCGCCGGAAGCUCGCCGACAAGGGUGUCGUGGAGCCUGCCACCGGAGUUCAGCCCAUGAUGGGGAUUGGUGGCGGUGCCGACAACAAGAGUGCAGGGGCCGCAGGAGGCGGAUGGAGCGAGGUGGCGAAGAAGGGACCGGCGAAUGCCAGUGCCGCGAAGGAGGAGAGCAACAGCCCGUUCAAGGUUGUGGCCACGAAGAAGAAGGGCAAGAGGUGA